Molecule: messenger RNA, 1032 nt
Organism: Geodia barretti
Lineage: Eukaryota; Metazoa; Porifera; Demospongiae; Tetractinellida; Geodiidae
Source: the annotation of a GenBank genome assembly
ACCGUGAAAGUAGGAAUCAUCAACGUGACCGGAUAUGCCGGAUGUGAACUGGUGCGUAUAUUGCGCCAUCACCCGGAGGUGGAGAUAGCGUCCGUGACCGGGCGCAGCGCCGCCGGGCAACCAUUGGGUCAAGUGUUUCCUCACCUGGACAACAUGAAACUGGAGAUCACCGCUGACUUGUGCGACGGUCUCGAUCUGGUGUUCUCGGCAUUGCCUCACAAGGCAAGCGCUGAAGCCUGCAUCCCGCUGUUGGAGCAGAACAUAAAGGUAGUGGAUAUAUCGGCGGACUUCAGGCUCAAGCAGGCCGAUGUUUACACCCAGUGGUAUGGAGUCGAACAUCCCGACCCUACGUAUCUUGAGGAAGCCGUUUACGGUCUGACCGAAUUGAACCGGGAUGCCGUUUCCGACGCGCGGCUGGUGGCUAAUCCUGGAUGUUAUCCCACCUCGGCCAUUCUCGCGCUAACGCCGGCGGUGCAGAACGGUUGGAUCGGCGGUGACAUCAUCGUCGAUAGUAAAUCGGGUGUUUCGGGCGCUGGCCGCAGUUUGAGCAUGACCACGCACUUUUCGGAAGUGAACGAAAACGUGAUGGCUUAUUCCGUCAACGGACAUCGCCAUCUACCAGAGAUCAGUCAGGAACUGGACGCGGUGGCGGAUCAGCCCGUUAACCUGACGUUCCUGACCCACCUGAUCCCCAUGACCCGCGGGAUCCUGAGUUCCUGCUACGCUCCGCUUCGUCCCGACAUCGCGCAAUCUGCGGAUGCGUCGGAGCGGGUUCGGCAGAUGUACAAAGAUUUCUACGCUGACAACGCCUUCGUUCAGGUCACCGAUACGCCGCCGCAAACCAAGCAAACCCUGGGCAACAACUACUGUCUGGUUCAUCCGGUGGUCGACUCGCGUACGAACCGGCUCAUCGUAAUCAGCUGUCUGGAUAAUCUGGUGAAAGGGGCGGCCGGUCAGGCGGUGCAAAACAUGAACCUGAUGUGCGGAUUUCCGGAAGCAAUGUCGCUGGAUGCGCUUGCGGUGUAUCCAUAA